CUCAUACUGGGCGGCUUCAUACGUUAGAUAGUGGUCAGUCUUGUAAAGGAAUCAAAAGGAUGUUCAACUCAAUUAUCUCUGUUUAGGGAAGGAAAACAAGAGCUGAUGGACUCCAACACUGCAGACAGAAAGAGCCAAAAUCCUGAACAUGCCUUCCACUAUGAUGCAGCGCACUACAAAGUGAGCUACUCUCACGGGAGAAACCCCAGCGAGGGAGAUUACGAUCAAAAUGAGGAGCUCAACAAAAAGCGGUACCCAGUUAGUCGCUGUGGCAACAAACCGGGCAGAGUGAAGCGGGUGGUGUCGUGCAAGAGGAAGACUCAUCAUCUGGCCGUGGCUCGGAGGAAGCAGCUCGGGUCUGGGAGGACCUGCGAUGCUGCCAACAAGGAAAAUGAGAUGAAGUGCUGGCAGGACACGGAGCAGGAUAUCUUCAGUAUGGAGCCACUGGAGUUCCCACUAAAUUUCAUCAGUAACCACAAGACUGGUAGAACUGGUCCUGAACAGACUGACUACUGUACACUCACUGAGCUCACGAGGGAUCACAGCACGAUGACUGAUGUGCUCUUUGGAAGAAAUCUCAGGCUGAAAGUGGCUCUAACGCUGUGGCAGAGAAACGUUGGGGAGCUGCUGACGUACUUUUUGAGAAUUCAAGACACCGGUGUGUUUGUUGAUUUCCUUCCCCUGAUCAGCAACUGCAUUGACGAGGAUUCUUCCAGGAUGACCAUCGGCUGCUGCGUCGACCUCUUUCCUCUGGUUAAGAAAGUCCUCGACAGUCCGUAUGAGGAGUAUCUUAUUGUUGGUUUAAAGUGGAUCCGUUCAGUUUUGAAAACCUGGUGGAAGGAGCUAAGAGCAAGUAGAUGCAGUGACUCUGCUAAACCGCUGGAUACAAAUUUCCAAGUUUUCAACCAGCAGUUGUUGGAGUUUUGGCACCAGGAACCUUCCUUGAAAUGUGUCCCAGGAGCUGCAGGAGACAUAGUAAAGGUCAUCGACUCCUUCUUGUCUCAACUGACUUCACAGCCGUGACGAUCAGGACGCCAUCUUUCUCCCAAAACACUUAAAGAAUCCUUGUAGAAACCUUAGAAGUUGUUGUGUCCAGCGAGUGCCUUUUUGAUUGUACCGUCGACUUGACGGGUUUGUCAGACUGCAGCGCAACUCGAGUAAAAUAUUGAGCAACAUGUGCAAUAGGAAGUUUGAUUUGAUUGUCUCUUCAGUGAUAAAUAAGCUGAUUUAAUUCUCGUUACACUACAGAGACUUUGACGACUGUAAGAAUGAAUGUCAUGUAUGUCAUUUUUAUUCACUGUAUCUGUUCUAUUUAACUGCUUCAUCAGUGAUUAUUAAAGUUUCUAUUUAUGAGUUUUACGUUUGUGCUUGGUAAUAAAAUCAAUUCUUGUUACAA
Molecule: messenger RNA, 1396 nt
Organism: Stegastes partitus (bicolor damselfish)
Lineage: Eukaryota; Metazoa; Chordata; Actinopteri; Pomacentridae
Product: KATNB1-like protein 1
Exons: 10
Coding region: 106-1023 (305 amino acids)
Cellular component (GO): nucleolus
Molecular function (GO): microtubule binding
Source: RefSeq, a predicted model, not a curated record